Messenger RNA from Bradysia coprophila, 2311 nucleotides. Its product is annotated as transient receptor potential cation channel subfamily A member 1. Gene Ontology annotation, cellular component: cytosol. NCBI's taxonomy places the organism in Eukaryota, Metazoa, Arthropoda, Insecta, Diptera, Sciaridae. Gene Ontology annotation, biological process: cellular response to tumor necrosis factor. Gene Ontology annotation, molecular function: NF-kappaB binding. The record is from RefSeq and is a predicted model, not a curated record.
UUAAACGUCAAUAGAUAAACUUUUGCGAAACAAACAAUAAUUUUUUUUUGCAAACUGAAUAUACAAUUGCGGUUGAAACAGCAUUUUGAUCAAUUCUUAAGGAAUUUAUUAUGGAUUUGGAAUCGACCGGUCUGUCCCUAGAGGAGAAGUUAAUUUAUUUCAUCGACAAAAAUGAAGUAAAUAACGUGGAACGAUUGCUGAAAGAAGGAGCCAAUGCAACAAUAAUCACAUCGAUUGGCCGGUCAGCAGUUGGUUACGCGACACUGAAGGGCCUGCCGAACAUUUUAAGGCUUUUGCUAUGGUCAUGCGAGGACAAUUUCAAUGUUGACGACAAUGAGUGCAGCGAACCGAAGAAACUGAAAGCGUCCAAAGACCGUACACCGGAUGGUAUGGAGGACUUGCAGUGGGAAGAAGAAAUUCAAGAUGAUUUCAGUAAAUACGAUGCGAACGAUGAAUGGUCGAAGCUGUACGUAUAUUACGCUCGGAUUUUCGAAAAGACCGGAGAACUGCUUAGCAAUACGAUUAAGAAGAAGGAUCCGCAUUGCCUUGACAGCUAUAGUCAUGCACCGUUACACUAUGCAGCAAUGAUAGGAGAUCUGCAAUGUGCAGAAUUAUUACUUCAGUACAAUUCACCCGUCGACAUUACGACGAAAUGUGGAUACACCGCCUUGCACCUGGCUGUUAAGAGUCCGGACGUUACAAGGUGUUUGCUGAAACGACGAGCCAAUCCAAACAAGUAUGCCGACCAUAAACAGGAGACGCCUUUACAUACAGCCGUACGUAUUGGCACCCCAGAAGUGAUAACAAUGCUAAUAGAUUCUGGUGCUGACAUCAACGCUACAUGUCUUAUGAACCGGACGCCGCUCAUUUUAGCCGUUGCAAGCAAGCAAUUCGAAAUUGCGAACAUUCUGAUCGACCGAGGAGCUAAGCUCAAUACUCAGGACUCUCAAGGUUGGACGCCACUGUACGUCGCCGUAUUCGUACAAAAUGUGCAAUUAGUCGAACGACUCCUACAACUCGGUGCUCGGCUGUUCGUCAACCACUAUCUGCUGCACUACUGUGUGCGCGAAAACCUACUGGACAUUAUCAAAAUGCUCGUCAGAUACGGCGACAACAUUGACAUACGCAAUGGUUCCGGAUGGUCACCGCUACUGAUUGCAAUCAGUGAACGAAACCUUCCGAUAUUCCAAUUUUUCAUGGACUACGGCGCUAAAUUGAAUAACAAUCCGCUGCUCAGGGAAUUGCACGUGGCUAUCAUGUACUGUACCGAAAUGACGGAGUUCAAAACCAUUGUCCAGACAUUACUGUGCAGAAAUAUCGACGUUAAUUCGGUCAAUUACUGGGGCGAGACGCCACUACAUUAUACUAUACUGCAGGAAAAGUACGAUAUGACCGAGUAUUUGAUCAAGGAAGGUGGUGAUGUAAAUGUAGGACACAUAGCGCGUUCGACGGAUAAUCUUAUUCUUGCCAGAUAUUCGAAAAAUCUCGAUUUAAUCAAGCUACUAGUGUACGCUGGUCUCAAAAUUCAUGGCUCAUUCCGACCAAAAUCAUUACCACCACCACCGUGGAACGAUGUAAAUAACAGCGAACACUUUCUAGCUAAAAUAUCGUCCAAUCCACUGUCCCUGCAACAGUUGACACGGAUGACAAUCCGUCAUAAAAUUAUUCAGAAAAUGCACUACACAUCGAAAGGUCCACCGACCCAACCGUUCAAUUAUGUGAGAAACUGCGAUGGUUCCAUCGUGAAAUAUUUGAUAUCCAGGUUGCAUCUACCGAGACCCAUACAAAGAUAUUUGUAUGACUUCCCAGAUGUGCCACACCUGAAGAGUGCCAGUAAUCCUACCACGUCAGCGAUUUCCAGUUACGAAAUUCAAACAUCCAAUGCGAUUACGCGUAUAAGGGAAAGCGGUCAAAGAAUUUUAAUCGAAGACUUUUUGGAAACAGUGGCUAUUUCAAUGACUGAAUUAUCAUUGUGAUUUCAGUCGGUUCAACCUUCUGUUGUUCCUGGUAGUUUACUUUUUAGUGUUUAAUGUGCCCAUUCUUCACUUAAUGUCGUAAAAUGUGACGAAAUCGAUGAUGAUUGAGAAUUUAAAAUUUAAGUAUUUGUCGUUUAGUGUUUCUGUUUCGCUCUCUCCAUGUCUAUCUCCCAAAGUCCUUUUACCGCCUUCAAAACGGAUAAUGAUUAGUACAAAGGUCGUGUAAGACAUUGAUUCAUUGAUUACGAAUAAAACUGAUGUUUAUGUAGAGAUCUAGUCAUUUUGAAAACAUUUUUCGUUCAUUUGUGCACAAAAAUAAAUUUCCUUCCCAAAAA